AUGUUCUUGUUCUUGCUCACAAGGUGCUAUAUUUCUUUACCCCGAAAACCCCUACCACCGGGUCCAAAACCAUUGCCUUAUAUCGGAAGCAUAAUCGCCAUGCUACGAAAUAAGCCCACCUUCCGAUGGAUACAUAGGAUGAUGGAUGAAAUGAACACCAAGAUCCUAUGCAUUCGUCUAGGAAAUGUCCAUGUUAUAGCCGUGAGCGACCCAAAGAUAGCUUGUGAGUUCUUAAAGGACAAAGAUGGGAUUUUCUCGUCACGACCGGAUUGCAUGUCUGCUUAUCUAACAAGUGGUGGUUAUUUGACGACGGUUCUUGUUCCAAUGAGUGAUCAUUGGAAGAAGAUGAGAAAAACUCUAGCCAUGGAAAUUCUUUCGGUUGCUAAACAUAAGUGGCUUCAAAACAAGCGACAGCAAGAAUCCGACAAUCUACUUAGGUACAUUUACAACCGAUGCCAUAUUAACAUUGCAGCCACCAACGGGGUUGUGAACGUACGAACCGUAGUGGAACACUACUCAAGCAGUGUCAUAAGAAAUAUCAUCUUCGGGAGUAGGUAUUUUGGUAAAGGCAAUGCGGAUGGUGGACCUGGUGAAGAAGAGAUUGAGCAUGUUGGUGCACUUUUAACGAUUCUUAAUUAUCUUUAUGCCUUUAGUGUGACGGAUUACUUUCCAUGGCUGAGAUGGAUAACUGAUCUUGAUGGGCAUGAGAAGAUCAUGAGGGAUGCUAUUCGUACUGCAAAGAAGCAUCAAGAUUAUUUGGUUGAUGAGAGGAUACAACAAUGGAAAGAUGGAAUUAGGACUAAAGAAGAGGACUUGCUUGACGUGUUCAUCAACAUUCAAAAUACGCGAUUGACUGUUGAUCAUAUAAAAUCCCAAAUCCUUGAACUUAUGUUAGCAACAUUUGACAAUCCAUCUAAUGCAAUCGAAUGGGCAAUGGCAGAAAUGAUAAACCAACCAAGGAUUUUCGACAAAGCAAUCCAAGAGCUUGAUUAUGUUGUAGGAAAAGAUAGAUUGGUUGAAGAAUCGGAUAUACCUAACCUUAAUUAUCUCACAGCAUGUGUUAAGGAGGCUUUUCGGUUGCACCCUGUUGCACCUUUCAAUCUCCCACAUGUGUCAAUUGAAGAAACCACUAUUGCAGGAUAUUUUAUUCCAAAGGGUAGCCAUGUGAUACUAAGCCGUAUUGGGCUAGGACGGAAUCCUGAUAUUUGGGAUGACCCGUUAACUUUUAACCCGGAUCGUCACAUGAACGGUAAUAAUGAAGUAGUGUUAACAGACCAUAAUCUUCACAUGUUAUCGUUUAGCACUGGUAGACGUGGGUGCCCCGGAGUGUUGUUAGGAUCUACUAUAACUAUAAUGCUACUGGCUAGACUUGUACAAGGAUUCACAUGGGAGUUGCCAAUCAAAGAGUCACAUAUUGAUCUCAAGGAAAACUUUCAAAGUUUAGCAAAGGCUAAGCCAUUGAAAGCCCUAGCUAGGCCUCGUCUGCAACACCACCUCUAUAUACCAAGAUAUUGA
Erigeron canadensis is the source of this 1515-nucleotide messenger RNA. RefSeq names its product valine N-monooxygenase 1-like. The transcript is spliced from 3 exons. Bases 1 to 1515 code for a protein of 504 amino acids. The record is from RefSeq and is a predicted model, not a curated record. NCBI's taxonomy places the organism in Eukaryota, Viridiplantae, Streptophyta, Magnoliopsida, Asterales, Asteraceae. Gene Ontology annotation, molecular function: monooxygenase activity; oxidoreductase activity, acting on paired donors, with incorporation or reduction of molecular oxygen; iron ion binding.